Cricetulus griseus (Chinese hamster) is the source of this 1307-nucleotide messenger RNA. Lineage: Eukaryota; Metazoa; Chordata; Mammalia; Rodentia; Cricetidae. The record is from RefSeq and is a predicted model, not a curated record.
GCUAUCUUUCCAGCUCUCUAUGACGUUGGGUUCUGUUGUUUGAAAUCCCAGUAGAAUGGUAGUGGUAGUCCUAUAAAAUGUUUAUUAUUUCUGUGAGUUGCCAAGUGCACAGCCAUGUAAACUUUGUACCUUGCAAACAUGGGACUUUCUAGAAAAUUGCAACUCCUCCAGGUUUCGCUAUUAUUUUGAUUUCAAAAUAUAAUCUCGUUUUCACAUGCAAAGUAGUUUUCUCCUUGAGCACAUGAGACUAUGGUUAUGUCCCUCCCACCCUCCACUUGUGCAAACGCUGUGCCACCAUCAUCCAACUAUGCAUGAACUGAAUGACUUCCAGCAGGAGCCAACCUGUGAGCCCUCUCCCAAGAGACCCAGGGGAAGACCCAAAGGCAGCAAGAACAAGAGUCCUUCUAAAGCAGCCCAGAAGAAAGCAGAGGCCAUUGGAGAAAAACGGCCAAGAGGCAGACCUAGGAAAUGGGGGCACUUGCUUCUAUUGAAGAGCUUGCGAGACACAGGAAAGUGGUGUCAUUUCGUUUGCUGCUCACACACGUGAAGAGUCCAGAUAGACAAGGUCUUCCCUGAUUUGUGACAAUCUAGAAAUGUAAGAAGAGAUGGUUUGAGGAUUGAGCAGGAGACGCUAAGUCACAAUACGUUUGUCUCUCGUUGGACUGAUUGAAACUGAUUUCUUCUAAGGGUUUCGAGCAGCCACAUUCUGAAGAACCUGGAAAUCUACUUCAAAGUAAAGCAGUGGUUUCUGUUUCCCUUUCUUUCCUCUCCAGAUGUUCACUCCAUUUUGAAAAAUGUAUACCCAUUGUAACUCAACAUUUGCCUUGUUCACAAUGAAACACAACUUCAGUGUUUAAGAAGAGAUAUCUAACAAUGCAGAGUACAGAUGAUUUUGAGUUUGUAAUGGGGUCAGAGGGGAAGAAAGGACCUUGAUAAAGCAUCAAACAUGCCAGCUAAAUGGAAUUUGUAAAAGCAAGACCAUUUUUCCCCUUAAAAACUUGCUACAUUAAUAUGCUUUAAAAACCAGCAGAACUUCCAUGCCACGCAGCUAUUGCACAAGAACAUUCCAUGUCUUACCAUAGAGAUAUGUACACAUCCAUGUUUAUUGCCACACCACUUAUAAUAACAGCAAGGAGACAGAACGAACCUAAUGAGUGGAUAAUGAAAAUGUGCUCCAUAUACACAAUGGAAUAUUAUUCAGUUUAAAAAAUGAAAUUGGAAUUUGCAGUUAUAUGAUGGAUUUGUAAAUUAUAACAUUAAAUGAGGUGACCCAAACUCAGAAAUAAACACUCACAUGUUCUCCCUCA